Messenger RNA from Vicia faba (fava bean), 591 nucleotides. The record is from the annotation of a GenBank genome assembly. NCBI's taxonomy places the organism in Eukaryota, Viridiplantae, Streptophyta, Magnoliopsida, Fabales, Fabaceae.
AUGGCACCUCAUGGAGAUUCAUUACCUAGCUCAUUCUCUAGAACCAACAACAAAGUAUGCUCCAAACCACCAAAACCUAACUCAUCCGAUCACAACAACAACAACAACAUUCAAAGAACAAUCUCAGACAUAUCAUUCGCGUUAUCAAAAGAAGACUUUGAUUUAUCACUUCCACCAAUAACCGAAGUCGAAGAUGCAAAGUGUGAGUGCUGUGGCAUGUCGGAAGAGUGUACACCUGAGUACAUAAAAUGCAUACGCGACAAAUACUUAGGAAAAUGGGUUUGUGGUUUGUGUUCUGAGGCAGUGAAAGAAGAGUUGGAGAAAAAUGGAGGGAACAAAGAUGAAGCUUUGAGUGAACACAUGAAUGCAUGUGUUAGGUUUAACAAAUUUGGAAGGACUUUUCCUGUUUUGUUUCAAGCUGAAGCUAUGAAAGAGAUGCUGAAAAAAAGUAAAAUGGAAGGUAGAAGGGCUAAGUCAUUCAACCCUAGAGAAAAAGGUGGGGGUGGUGAAAAGAAAGGUGGACUUGCUAGAAGUUCAAGCUGCAUUCCUGCUAUCACAAGAGAUAUCAAUGAUUUCAAAAUUUCAAGUUAA